Balaenoptera musculus (blue whale) is the source of this 2796-nucleotide messenger RNA. RefSeq names its product dynein axonemal assembly factor 1 (gene DNAAF1). The record is from RefSeq and is a predicted model, not a curated record. Gene Ontology annotation, molecular function: protein binding; dynein complex binding. Gene Ontology annotation, biological process: cilium assembly. Gene Ontology annotation, cellular component: axoneme. NCBI's taxonomy places the organism in Eukaryota, Metazoa, Chordata, Mammalia, Artiodactyla, Balaenopteridae. The transcript is spliced from 11 exons. Bases 84 to 2093 code for a protein of 669 amino acids.
GCCUGGCGGGCUGGAGGACGUAGUGAUCCCACACAACCGGGCUUCCCCACUGCUACGGGGUGUUCAGUGUUUCCGGAAUAAACAUGCACCGCGAGGCCUCGGGGCCCGUGGCGGACGGGGGAGCGGAGCAGGACUGCGCGCGGGAGCCGGGCUUGGAGCCAGCCAUGGAGGAGUCGGCGGGUGACCACGCGAACGCAGGCCAAGGGGGCCGCAAGGAAGAAAUUAAUGAUCCUAAGGAAACAUGCAUGGGUCCUUCGGACACUUCCUACCUCAGCAAGCAGAAACACAGUGGUGAUAGCUGGUCAGAUGGUCGCUUAGCACACCAAAGAGAUGACAAAGAAGAUCGUGGCCCCAGAAUGACUAAAAAUUUUCUGCAAAAACUGUGCAAGAAGCACAAGCUUUAUAUUACCCCAGCACUGAACGAUACGCUGUAUUUACACUAUAAAGGCUUUGACCGCAUCGAGAACUUGGAAGAGUACACAGGGCUGCGUUGUCUCUGGCUGGAGUGCAACGGAAUACAGAAAAUCGAGAACCUAGAGGCCCAAACGGAACUGCGAUGCCUCUUCUUGCAAGUGAACUUGCUCCAUAAGAUCGAGAACCUAGAACCUCUGCAGAAACUGGAUGCUCUCAAUAUCAGCAACAAUUACAUCAAGACCAUUGAAAACCUCUCCUGCCUGCCGGUCCUCAACACGCUCCAGAUGGCCCACAACCACUUAGAGACCGUGGAAGACGUUCAGCAUCUCAAGGAGUGUUUGAAACUCUGUGUCCUUGACCUUUCCCACAACAAGCUGAGUGACCCAGAGAUCCUGAGCAUUCUCGAGAGCAUGCCUGACUUGCGUGUACUGAAUUUGAUGGGAAACCCAGUGAUCAGGAACAUCCCUAAUUAUCGAAGGACAGUCACUGUUCGACUAAAACGUUUAACAUACCUGGAUGAUAGACCAGUUUUUCCAAAGGACAGAGCUUGUGCAGAGGCCUGGGCACGAGGAGGGUACACAGCUGAGAAGGAGGAGAGACAGCAGUGGGAGAGCAGAGAGCGGAAGAAGAUCACAGACAGCAUUGAGGCCUUAGCCGCAAUCAAGCGCCAGGCUGAGGAGAGGAAACGGCAGAAAGCAAGCCAAGAGCAAGGGGAGGUGCUCACGCCAGACAGUGCCGGGGACCUGGGCGCCAGUGUGGAAGGGGAGGAAGCGCCUGCAGAGGACAGAGAAAGGUGGCAGAAGACGGAGCUGUCUGUCAAGGAGAGCUUCGAGGCCAAGGACGAGCUAUUCCCAGAAAAGUCAGAAGAGUCGCGUCUCCGGGAGGAGCUGCCUGUGGAUGUUGACGGGGAGCCAGGAGGGGCGCGCCCUGCCGAGGCCCCGCCACCGAGCCCCGGAGCUGCCUGGGAAGAAUCAGCUCCCCAGACUGUGGCCACUGAAAGUGCAUCAGGUACAGAGCUCUGUGGAGCUGAAGACUUGGAAGCCGUCCGACUGGAGACGAAGGAGAAGCUCUUCAUCGACGACCUGCCUGACUUGGAAGACGUGGAUGCGGGCGGACCUCCGGGAGACCAGCACAAGAAGAUGUGCUUUCCAAAGAUUACAGCCAUCUCGAGCCUGAGUGACGACAGUGACCCUGAACUAGACUACACCUCACUCCCAGUGCUGGAAAACACACCCACAGACACCCUUUCCAAUAUAUUCGCAGUCUCCAAGGACACCUGCAGGAAGGCCGAGACGGAGACGCCCUUUACAGGCAUAUUUAAAGCAGCAGCAGAGAGGGACUUGGAAACCCACAGGAGAGACACCAAGGCCCCUCGCCCACUGAUCCAGGAGCUGGACGACGAUGAGCCUUCAGGGCGACCACCCUGGCCCCCAGCCUGCGAAAGGGAAGCCGCGCCAGCCCCGUGCAGCGAGGACAGGGAUGGGGACCUGCUUCUGGCCUCCCCUCCAGGUAGUGUCACCCAACUUUCAAGGCUACAGGGGCCAAAAGCUUCUCAGGGGGAAAUGGACUGUGGACCACCCAAACCCAGAGCGGGUGGCCCCCUGGGCCUUUGCCCUAGGAAUACCCGGGUUCUCAGAGGGGUCACUCACGACCUCUCCAGAGACCACGGAGAUCGCUAGAGCAUGUUCCUAAGUCGUCGGCCGGGGCCAGCGAGCUGCCAGACCGACCCCCUCCCCGACCUUCCCCAUCCUUGGCCCUUCCAGACCAAGGCUGCUGAGGGAAGGAGGGGACCGGUGAUACCGCAGCUGGGAAUAUGGGACAAAACGAGGGUGGCAGCUGGCCGGAGGGUGUGGGUCUUCCACGUGAAGGCCCAGGACCAGGAUGAAUGACUGUGAGAUGGUGCUGGCCGGGAAGGGAGCUUCAGCAGGCGGGGACGGUGCCCACAGUGCCCGGCUGGGUGGGACCGGUAAAGCCACACCCCGACACGCCCGCCGGCCUGGCGCUGGGGCCUGUGCCCAUGACCAGGGAGAGGCACUUUGGGGGAAGCUGGCUAGUGCUUGCUGGUCACAGCGCACUGGGGGUAGCUCUGUGUUCAGGUUUGUGCCUCCGGGUAUCCAACUCGGGAGCUGUUGAACGCAGACAACGCCCGCUGUAAUCCACACCGGAUGGCAGCCAGGCUUCUUGCUGAACACCAGCUUGCGUAGCUGCCCCGAGGCCCGCAUGCGGGAAGGGGUGAGGGCUGGCCGCACUUCCCAAGAACACCGAGUUACCCAUUUCCUGGCUCUUUAGGGAACAGCCCUGAAAAGGAUGAAGUCCAGUCUGAGACGGAGCCUGAGGAGUGCCCGGAGCCCAAGGCCAGAGAAGACUGGGGCGACAUUGAAU